GGGUCCAACUGAGCCCCGGAAGAUGCGAGGCUUGAGGACCUCAAAUCAUCUGAGGUCCCCGCCUCUGUGGGAUGCGAAUCGUUACAGGAUUACUUCUGCAGGUUACAGAAGUCAAAGGGGAGAUCUGGUUAAAUCCGUCUCAGGCGAAGCCACUAAGUACCUCACUGAAGCUCUGAAGUCUGUCACUGAGUUAGAGCUUGAAGAGACCCUAGAAAAGAUCAUCGAUGCAGUUGAGAAGCAACCCUUGUCAUCCAAUAUGAUCGAACGAUCUGUAGUGGAAGCCGCUGUCCAGGAGUGCAGUCAGUCGGUUGAUGAGACUAUAGAGCAUAUUUUCAAUAUCAUUGGAGCUUUUGAUAUUCCACAUUUUGUGUACAAUUCAGAAAGAAAAAAAUUUCUUCCUCUGUCAAUGACUGAUCAGGCUGCACCAACCUUAUUUGGAACAGCAAGAGAUAAAGCUGAACUGUAUCGUGAACGAUAUACUAUUUUACACCAGAGGACACACAGACAUGAGCUGUUUACUCCUCCGGUGAUAGGCUCGCACCCCGAGGAAAGCGGAAGCAAAUUCCAGCUUAAAACAAUAGAAACUUUAUUGGGCAGUACAACCAAAGUUGGCGAUGUGAUUGUCCUUGGAAUGAUAACCCAGUUGAAAGAGGGGAAGUUUUUCCUGGAAGAUCCUACUGGAACAGUACAGCUGGAUCUUAGUAAAGCUCAGUUCCACAGUGGCUUAUACACCGAGGCGUGCUUUGUCCUGGCCGAAGGUUGGUUUGAAGAUCAAGUGUUUCAUGUCAAUGCCUUUGGGUUUCCACCCACUGAGCCCUCUAGUACCACAAGGGCGUACUAUGGAAAUAUUAAUUUUUUUGGAGGGCCUUCUAAUGCAUCCGUGAAGACUUCUGCAAAACUGAGACAGCUGGAAGAUGAGCACAAGGAUGCUAUGUUUGUGUUUGUGUCUGAUGUGUGGCUGGACCAAGUACAAGUGCUGGAGAAGCUUCACGUAAUGUUCUCUGGUUACUCACCAGCACCUCCAACCUGCUUCAUUCUGUGUGGUAAUUUUUCAUCUGCACCAUAUGGGAAAAAUCAAGUCCAGGCUUUAAAAGACUCCCUAAAGUCUUUGGCAGACAUAAUAUGUGAAUACCCAAGUAUCCACCAAAGUAGCCGUUUUGUAUUUGUACCUGGUCCAGAGGACCCUGGAUUUGGUUCUAUCUUACCAAGGCCACCGCUUGCUGAGAGCAUCACGCAGGAAUUCAGACAGAGGGUACCGUUCUCAGUGUUCACCACUAAUCCUUGCAGAAUUCAGUACUGUACACAAGAAAUUAUUAUCUUUCGUGAAGACUUAGUGAAUAAAAUGUGUAGAAACUGUGUCCGUUUUCCUAGUAGCAAUUUGGAUAUUCCUACUCAUUUUGUGAAGACUGUCUUAUCUCAGGGGCAUCUGACUCCUCUGCCUCUCUACGUGUGUCCCGUCCACUGGACAUAUGAUUACACUUUGAGAGUGUACCCCGUGCCCGAUCUGCUGGUCAUUGCAGACAAGUACGAUCCCUUCACCGUGACCAACACUGACUGCCUCUGCAUAAACCCUGGCUCUUUUCCAAGAAGUGGAUUUGCAUUCAAAGUUUUUUACCCUUCCAGUAAGACAGUGGAAGACAGCAAACUUCAGGGCUUUUGAGACUCAGGAGAAUAAAUGAAAUGAAACUUCUUAUUUUUAUCUUGUGUAAUAUGUAUAUUAAAUUGUAAUAAAGUUAUGGUAAACCUUA
Mesocricetus auratus (golden hamster) is the source of this 1748-nucleotide messenger RNA. RefSeq names its product DNA polymerase epsilon 2, accessory subunit (gene Pole2). Gene Ontology annotation, cellular component: epsilon DNA polymerase complex. The transcript is spliced from 19 exons. The record is from RefSeq and is a predicted model, not a curated record. The coding region runs from base 23 to 1660 and encodes 545 amino acids. Lineage: Eukaryota; Metazoa; Chordata; Mammalia; Rodentia; Cricetidae. Gene Ontology annotation, molecular function: DNA binding. Gene Ontology annotation, biological process: DNA-templated DNA replication; error-prone translesion synthesis.